AUGUCUGAAAAGCAGUCACAAGUACUCUCGCUGCCGGCGUUGAGUCUAAAAGACGAGUUACAGGUUCCUUUCUCGACCUCUCCUUAUUCCAUACAGCUAUUCAGUCAUUAUAGACAGCUUCUCACAUCUACAAGAGAAGUCAUAAUAUUAGUUGGAUCCUCUGUUUCAAAGAAAUUGGCUUUUGAAGAAGAUAUCGUGACUGCAACAUUUACGUCGUUCAACAGCCCAGAUCGAGAAGCAAGCAAUUCAUCAGCCGAAUGUCUUGUAGUUUGUUUCCGUAAAGCAGCCAAUAUCUACUAUUCCGAUGGCAGAAAUUAUGUAGUCAGUUUUCCAUUUGCUGUCAAGAAUGCUUUCCCAUUUGAGUCAGGGCUUGUUUUAGAAAGAGAUGUCAAUCUGGCCGAAUUGAGCAAUACCCAAGAAAGUAUACAAUUGUCUCAGUUGGGAGGGGCAAAAUUCCUUACUUUGGUAGAUCCAAUAGGCGAUUUCCGGAUUAUAGCCACUUCGUCCACAUCAAUUGUGUCGCCGAAUGAAGUUUUACUCUCUUUUCCUAGACAAGGGUUGAACAAGACAUCGUCUUUAUGUGCUACAUUUAAUCCUCAAGAGAGAAACGUCAUAAUCUACAGUAUACGAGCGUCACAUAGAGGUACGAAGAUAUUAGAUUCAGGUACAAAGUAUCUGCGAAGGAACUACUCCUUGCUUUCUACACCCAAUCCUUCCAGAGUAUUAGAAGAAGAAGGACACUUUGAUGCCUCUGUAGGAUCAUCUGGGGUUAAUCAAAACGUAUUGUCGUUGAAUAUGGAGAAAAAAAGAACGAGUACUCUAUUAGCAGACAUAUCGUCUAUUGCUAGAAUGGGAACAGAGAACAACUUUCCCGAUAAUACAAAACGUAAGUCACAUGUAGCACAUGAAGUACCCAUUUUGAGACGAGAUAUGAUAUUGACUAGAACUGAUGUGCUUCCUACAAAUACAGAUAAAGCUCAUAUGCAAGUUUUUGGCAUAAACUUUGAAGAGCAAGAAGCCAUAGUAGUGGUUAAUAAAUUGAAGAAAGAAGCACGGGUAUACUUGUACAAGCAUCAUUCCAAUCAUUUCCACCAUUGCUAUCAGAUAACUUGUAAAGAAUGUAUUCCUCUAAACAGUCGAAAAAUGGAGGGAUUUGUUAUUGCAUUAAAAGAAGAUGGCUCCAUCAUUCUCGUCAAUCCAUUUGUUGAUGUAUCUUCUCAAAAGAUAUACUUGAAACUGAAGUUCCCCAAUGUCGAUGGUUUACAGAGCUCUUUCGAAGAAAACUUGGCCAUUAAAUAUAAGGAUGGCAAUGUGGGUACGAUCAGAUUAUUGCUUCAACCAAACAACGAAUUUGUAGCCAAUUGUUUGCAUUCUUUUAAAUACUUGUCAGGGUCUAAAGUAACAGAGACCAUCUGGAUGCUAUGGAGGUCUGCACUUGCAUUAGAUGAGUCCAAGGAUGAAUGGAAUGCCUUGGUAAUCGCAUUACUUACCCUAUUUUUCCCAUUUCAAGAUGGAAUUGAACAAUGUACCCCUAACGAGAUCACUAAUCUAUUACCAUCAGCAAAGAGGUUACUGGAAUGUCUUGAUUCAAAAGUCAACUACGGCGACCUUGCUUCAUAUAUUGCAUUAUCAUUGCAUCUACUUCGCGAAGAGGCAAGAUUAGAUUGUACAAGCAAGUCAUGUUUGAAUAAACUUGGAGUCCUCCUAGCACAAUUCACAGUUUGGAUGGGUUGGCCAGAAUCCUGGACGAAGUACUAUUUAAUUGACUUCAGCAGUAUAGAUAAAUCGGUCAGAUUUCUUCUGUUGCUAAUGCUAGAUUCAGCUCCAAAUCUUUUUGAAUCUCUAGCCAGUUUGUUCACAGGUAAGAUUAUAAGAUACCUAACGUUUUCACAAUUGCUGGAGGAGAGUGAUUCAGUGGACUCCCUUAUAACUCCUAGAACGCAUUGCAUUCUAAAGCUUUUCGAAAUACUCGUGUCACCAAAUUUUGGACCCACGGCAGUGGUCGACAUGAUGUGUGAAUAUGGAAUAACGAGAGGAGAGCUAGAAACCUAUCCUCCUGGAAUCAGCAUUCUCCUCAAAGAGGCCAUCCUGCUUUGCCAGGAAAAUCCAUCAUUUGCAUGGACAAACAAGACCUUGGAGUUGGUAGGCAGAAAGGACCUUACUAUGUUCUUAUCCAGAAACUCCAAUCCACGAAGUUUUACAGGGUCGAAAGUUGAGGUGAAAAGUAUUAGCUCUAUUCUCUCAAAUGUCCUUACAAAGUAUGAAUCGAUAUCGCCUUGGGAUGGACAGUCAGAGGCUGAUAGAAUUGGCUUAACAAAGUUAAUCUUUGACUACGAUAGAAGAUAUUAUGAGAUUACUACACUUUUGCAUCAAACCAAGACGCAAACGGCAACUUUACUUGCUGAGGAAGGUAUCAGUGAAUAUGAUUUGGUUCUUCAACAAAGAAAUUUAGCUGCUCUCGUGGCAUUAAGAACUCUUACAAUACCCUUGGGAAGGGCAGCAUUAUUCUACGCUGGUCGUAAACCAUUGCUAACUGAGAAGUUUCCCGUGCCCAAGUUCAACCUAAACACUUUGAUCGCCCCCACUAUGACUAAUAUCAUUCUUUCCGAUGGAUCCAUACCUGCUAAGAUUUCAGAAUGGGGGUACUUCCAUAACGGCGUUUCUUCUGGUUUAAGUAUUAGUAGAGAAGCUAAGGGUAUUACGGGAAGUUGGAUCAUUUUUAACAAACCACCCGAAUUGAAUACUCAACAUGCAGGCUUCUUAUUAGGACUAGGAUUGAAUGGCCAUCUAAAGAAGCUAGAGGAAUGGCACAUUUACAACUAUCUUGGUCCUAAACAUCCUCUCACAAGUGUUGGCUUGUUGAUUGGUAUGGCAGCUAGUAUAAGAGGAUCCAUGGAUAAUAAAUUAACCAAGGUAUUGUCUGUUCACGCUGUGGCUUUGCUUCCACAGGGUGCAAAUGACUUAAAUGUUCCAAUUAUGGUGCAAACUGCUGGUUUAAUCGGGAUAGGUUUACUUUAUCUUGAGAGUCAACAUCGCCGUAUGAGUGAAAUUCUACUCUCCCAGAUUACAAGUUCUGUGUCCCAGAAUGAUACAGAACAAAUUCAUGAAGGGUACAGAUUGGCUGCUGGUAUUUCUCUUGGUUUGGUCAAUUUAGGAAAAGGAAAUGAUUUAAGUGGGCUCAAUGAUACUCAUGUUGUUGACAGAUUAUCUUCACUUGCUACGUCCAUGAAAGACUAUCAACCAGUACAAGAACUUGACAAGUCAUGUUGUGGAGCAAUUAUGGCUCUCGGUUUCAUCUAUAUCAAGACCGAGAAUGCUACUGUUGCCAAUAAGCUAAAAGUUCCUAAUACUGAACAAAUGCUAGAUUAUAUUCGACCUGAUUUGCUAUUGCUUCGAAGCAUCGCUAAGAAUCUAAUUCUUUGGAAUGAUAUUGGAAAAUCGGUUGAAUGGGUACAAUCUGAAGUGCCAUCAGUCCUUUUCGAAAAGUAUGGUAAAGGUCAUAUUCAAGUUCUUGAUAGUGACCAAUUGGGAUUUUUCAAUAUCUUGGGGGGUUCAUGUCUUUCAAUGGCAGUGAAGUAUGCUUCCAGUCAUGACAGCACUGUCAGAAACACUUUGUUGCAUUAUUUGGACUUGAUGAUGAGGAUUUCGUCGUUCAACACUAAUAAUUAUGACCAAAAGAUUGCUCAUCAAUGCGCCGGAAAAAUCAGGAACUUGAUUGCAUUAUCACUUUCGGUUGUAAUGGCAGGAAGUGGAGACUUAGAAACUUUCAGAAGAUUAAGAAUAUUACACGACGAUACUAAUAAGGAGAUGGGAUAUGGAAACUAUAUGGCUAUUAACACCGCAUUGGGGUUCUUGUUCCUCGGUGGUGGCCAAUAUGCCUUUGGCAAUUCUAAUUUUGCAAUUGCAUGCUUGAUAACCUCUUUGUAUCCAAUCUAUCCAAAUGAAAACAGCGAAGUCGAUGUACAUCUUCAGGCCUUGCGACACUUCUGGGCUUUGUCGGUAGAACCUCGAUGCUUGAUUAUCCGUGAUGUCAAUUCACACAAUCCUCUCAAGAUUCCCGUUUCAAUUCUGCUCAAGAAUGGUGAAGUGAAAGAGGCAUUAUCGCCAUGUUUGUUGCCUCCUCUUGACGAAAUCUUGACCAUUCAAACGCGGUCGCGGGAUUACUUCAAUGCACAGAUCGACUUUGAGUUGAAUUCUGAAUACUUGGAAAUAUUUAAGAAGUCGCUUACGGUUUUUGUCUACAAGAGAAGAAACUUUAAGUUGCUAUCACCGUCCAUUGGGUCGUUGAUCAAAAAUGAAAACAAGUCGUUACAAAUUGAAAACGGAGAAAUCAAGAUCAGUGAAGAUGUGUCUACGUUGCUUAAGUUGGAAGCUAUGGGUCAUAUCGAUGACUACGAGAAACAGGUGUUACUCUACGAGUGCAGUGAGAAUGACGAUUCUCAUGCCUACAGCACCGAGCUUUCAAUCUUCAAUAUCAUUGACAAUAAGAUCGAUUUAGCCCGAAUGGCCAAUUCGCCCCAGUCGAUGGAAGAUCUCUGGAACUUGAAGCUUUUGUUUUCGUAUUCUGACAGACUCAUGAACAGCGAACUACACUAUGUUUCGGUGGAGUUUAUUGACCAAUUGAAGCAAGAGGUGUGGGCAAUUUCCUAA
Scheffersomyces stipitis CBS 6054 is the source of this 4650-nucleotide messenger RNA. RefSeq names its product anaphase promoting complex subunit 1 (gene APC1). The transcript has 2 exons. Gene Ontology annotation, biological process: protein K11-linked ubiquitination; metaphase/anaphase transition of mitotic cell cycle; anaphase-promoting complex-dependent catabolic process. The coding region runs from base 1 to 4650 and encodes 1549 amino acids. Gene Ontology annotation, cellular component: anaphase-promoting complex. The record is from RefSeq and is a predicted model, not a curated record. Lineage: Eukaryota; Fungi; Ascomycota; Pichiomycetes; Serinales; Debaryomycetaceae. Gene Ontology annotation, molecular function: molecular adaptor activity.